This is a messenger RNA of Ochlerotatus camptorhynchus, 381 nucleotides long. RefSeq names its product histone H4. Bases 48 to 359 code for a protein of 103 amino acids. Gene Ontology annotation, biological process: nucleosome assembly. Gene Ontology annotation, cellular component: nucleosome. The transcript has a single exon. NCBI's taxonomy places the organism in Eukaryota, Metazoa, Arthropoda, Insecta, Diptera, Culicidae. Gene Ontology annotation, molecular function: protein heterodimerization activity; structural constituent of chromatin; DNA binding. The record is from RefSeq and is a predicted model, not a curated record.
CACUUAUGUUUCAACCUUCAUCGACGAUUCAACUAUCUCAUUAGAAAAUGACAGGACGCGGCAAGGGAGGAAAAGGCCUUGGCAAAGGAGGAGCCAAGCGUCAUCGAAAAGUGUUGCGUGACAACAUCCAGGGCAUCACCAAACCCGCUAUCCGUCGUUUGGCUCGUCGUGGUGGAGUGAAGAGAAUUUCCGGUCUCAUCUACGAAGAAACCAGAGGAGUACUGAAGGUGUUUCUGGAGAACGUUAUUCGUGACGCCGUUACUUACACCGAACAUGCGAAGAGGAAGACUGUCACCGCAAUGGAUGUCGUUUACGCGUUGAAGCGGCAGGGACGUACUCUUUACGGAUUCGGGGGAUAAAUUAGUUUCAUCGACUCAAAAC